This is a messenger RNA of Cornus florida, 4399 nucleotides long. RefSeq names its product aspartate--tRNA ligase, chloroplastic/mitochondrial. The record is from RefSeq and is a predicted model, not a curated record. NCBI's taxonomy places the organism in Eukaryota, Viridiplantae, Streptophyta, Magnoliopsida, Cornales, Cornaceae. Gene Ontology annotation, cellular component: cytoplasm. Gene Ontology annotation, molecular function: nucleic acid binding; aspartate-tRNA ligase activity; ATP binding. Gene Ontology annotation, biological process: aspartyl-tRNA aminoacylation. The transcript has 16 exons. Bases 1388 to 3397 code for a protein of 669 amino acids.
UUGCGGUAAAGAGGACCUCUGACACGCCGUGACUGCUCUCUUCAAGAAAAUGUCGAUCGGCGCGUGGCGCAAUUCCAGUGACGGGGUGCUGAGCUUGUCUUUGCCAUGGUUUGAGUCCGAUUCCGGUUCGGAUUCGUCUCCGGCGGGGUUUGUUGGGUCUUGCGGGUCUCGGUGGCAGCCAUCGUUGCCGAGUUUGGGUUUGAUUUACACCACCACCGACACCGGCGAGGAUGGGCCGGAUGGCGGCACUAGACCAGUUUUUGUCGAAUUGCUCUGAAGCUACAGGAUGGAUACAAGAUGAUAUAUCUGAUGAGGGGAAUUCCGAGUGUAGUAUCAAGAAUUCGGAAGAGGAGAGAGAGAUUGUCAUGGAUGAAAUUAGCAAUCAUCGAAUGGUUGGAAGAUCACAGGAAGAAGCUGAGGCCGGUGACACGGUGGAUAUGAAGAAGAAAGUGAAGAGGGGCUGGCUUAAGAAAUUAAAUGUCCUAUCACGUAUUACCAAUAGGCAAGGGGAAGAAAAUUUGAAGCCGAGUGAUUUCAACUUGGAGUUGGGGACUAGAGUUCGAAGAGUUCUGGUUCAUCUACAUGGGAAGAGGUCAAAAGAAUUGUCCUCCCUUUAUGCAGGACGAGAAUUUUCAGCACACAAGGGCUCAAUCUUGACAAUGAAAUUCAGUCCCGAUGGCCAGUACCUGGCAAGUGCCGGUGAAGACAGUGUCGUUCGUGUCUGGAAGGUGAUGGAGUAUGAGAGACCAAAUCAAUUUGACAUUCAAGAUACUGAUCCUUCAUGUUUGUACUUCUCAAUGGAUCAUUUAUCCAAAUUUGCCCAUCUUGACGUGGAUAAAAACAAAAUUGGUAGGAUGAAGAGGUUGAGGAAAUCAACGGAGUCAGCUUGUGUAAUUUUCCCACCAAAAGUCUUUCGGAUUUUGGAGAAACCUUUACAUGAAUUCCAUGGACACAGUGGUGAGGUCUUGGCUCUCUCAUGGUCCAGGAAAGGGAGAAACCUCCAAGCCCUCGUCGUCGCCGCCGGCACCAAAGGUGACUGAUGUCCUCAUUUGGAUGACUUCUUCGUCGGAGAGAUGAUGAAAUUACGGAUUUUAUUUGUGGUAUAAUUGUAAGGGUAUAAUUAUCUUUUAACUAAUUUAAUAUUUUAAAAUAAAUAUUAUUUAAAAAAUAAGGACAAAUUUGUCUUCUCCCAUACUUUUAAGGGAGCCUAUGUUUUAGACUCAUAUUUAGGACGGAGGGCACUCUAAAUUACCUACCAAUCUAUUUUCUAACACUUGAAAAAAAAAAAAAAAUACACCUUCCCAAUUCCUUCGGGUACCAAACCUUGCCAUCCUCUUUCUCACAGAUAAGCCUCCCGAUAUCAACCCCCCUCUGUCUCGAAAUCGCCAUGUCCAUGCUACUCCGAGCCCUACCCAUUGUAGCCCUCCGUUCCAAACCCCUCUCUCUCACACCCAUCCCUCUGUUAUACCUCAACUUCCACAAACUCCACAAACCCAACUUUUUUCUGAAAAGAAGCACUUCAUCCAUUUCUGCUUCUUCUAUUCAAUCUUCUUCCACAGAAGUUCUAAUACCCAGUUCUGAACAACCACCAAUCCCAUUCAAAGACACCCUUGAAUGGGUCAGUCGAACUGGGCUUUGUGGCGAAUUGUCCGAAAAUGAUGUGGGUAAACGGGUGAGGCUUUGCGGGUGGGUCGCGCUUCACCGGAUUCAUGGGGGCCUAACUUUCCUCAAUCUCAGAGAUAAUACUGGAAUUGUACAGGUCACAACACUUCCUGACGAGUUUCCAGAUGCUCAUACUGUUGUGAAUGACUCAAGACUUGAGUAUGUUAUUGCGGUGGAAGGCGUUGUUCGAUCACGACCAAGUGACUCGGUCAACAAGAAAAUGAAGACUGGCACGAUAGAGGUUUCUGCAGAGCAGGUUCAAGUAUUGAACUCGGUGAGAUCUAAGUUACCAUUCUUGGUUACCACUGCAGAUGAUGCAAACGAUUCUACAAAAGAGGAAAUCCGCUUGAGGUAUCGAUGCCUUGAUUUACGGCGACCACAAAUGAAUUUCAACAUAAUGUUGCGACAUAGAGUGGUGAAACUUAUUCGGAGGUACCUAGAGGAUAUACAUGGAUUUGUGGAGAUUGAGACUCCAAUACUUUCCAGAUCUACUCCAGAAGGUGCCCGGGAUUAUUUGGUGCCCUCAAGGGUUCAGCCAGGAACAUUCUAUGCUUUGCCCCAAAGUCCUCAGCUUUUUAAGCAAAUGCUAAUGGUCUCUGGAUUUGAUAAAUAUUAUCAAAUAGCAAGAUGUUUCCGUGAUGAGGAUCUAAGGGCUGACAGACAACCUGAAUUUACCCAAUUGGAUAUGGAACUGGCUUUCACUCCUUUGGAGGACAUGCUGAGGCUCAAUGAAGAUUUGAUUAGACAGGUUUUUCUAGAGAUUAAAGGUGUCGAGUUACCAGACCCUUUCCCAAGGCUUACAUAUGCUGAGGCGAUGAGUCGAUAUGGUUCAGACAAGCCAGAUAUUCGUUUUGAUCUUGAGUUGAAAGAUGUAUCGGAUGUUUUCUUGGAGUCCCCCUUCAAGGUUUUUGCAGAUACCCUGGAAAGUGGGGGAAUUAUCAAGGCAUUAUGUGUGCCUUCAGGAGCAAACUCUUAUUCAAACACUGCUCUUAAAAAAGGUGAUAUUUACAAUCAAGCAAUCAAAUCUGGAGCAAAGGGUUUGCCUUUCCUGAAGGUCUCGAAUGAUGGUGGUGUUGAAGGGAUUCCUGCAUUAGCAUCGAGUCUGCAACCAUCGAAAAAAGACCUGUUACUAAAACGAUGCUCUGCUGGGUCGGGUGAUCUUAUCUUGUUUGCAGUGGGUCACCAUGCAUCAGUUAAUAAAACCUUAGACCGGCUGAGGAUAUAUGUAGCACAUGAGUUGGGCCUGGUUGAUCAUUCCAGGCAUUCAAUACUAUGGGUAACUGAUUUCCCGAUGUUUGAGUGGAACAGUUCAGAACAGAGGCUUGAGGCCUUGCAUCAUCCUUUCACUGCUCCAAACCCUGAAGACAUGGAGGAUCUUUCCUCUGCCCGUGCUUUAGCUUAUGACAUGGUUUACAACGGAGUUGAGAUUGGUGGAGGAAGUUUGAGAAUUUAUAAGCGUGCAGUCCAAGAAAAGGUUCUGGAAAUUGUUGGAAUUUCCCGUGAACAGGCUGAAGCAAAGUUCGGCUAUCUCUUGGAGGCUUUGGAUAUGGGUGCUCCGCCACAUGGGGGAAUUGCUUUUGGGUUGGAUAGAUUGGUGAUGCUGUUGGCUGGGGCUAAUUCCAUCAGGGAUGUUAUAGCUUUCCCGAAGACGACGACCGCUCAGUGUGCUCUCACUCGUGCACCCUCUGAGGUGGAUUCGCAACAGCUAAAAGAUCUUUCAUACCAGAACCAGUAGUGUUCCCCAUGAAUUUGCACAUCUCCUCCCAAUUUGGAUGCCCAAUUGUCAUUCUCUUCACAAGUAAAUGAUUGUUUUGGCAUUAGCUUCUGUAUGUUCCAUCCACUAUCGUUUUGGUUCGUGAAAAAUGUUCUGCAUUCAUUUUUCUUUUUGUUUUCCUCACUAGGGCGAUGGCUUUGAAUCCUAGUCAUUGAACAAGACUUACAUGAGAGCUUAUAUUCCUUAGUUCAUAACUCCAUCUUCUGCUAAUUUUGGGUCUCGUAUCUUUCUGCAUUAUUUUUUCUACCUCCUCUGAGAUUCCUCUUUUUGAGUUUGUGCCUUCGAUACAAGUUUGCCUUUAUAUCAGCUCUACCAAUGGGCAAUUCUCGGAAGCAAUGGACUUCAAGGAUAGUGGGAAAAGACAUCUGUAGUCUAAAACCCUUGUUUGAAUCCUCCGUGUUUGCUUCUUAUUUUGAUCAUCCUUUUGUUUCCAAGAGAUGGCAUUUCAUGGUUGAAAUUCAACAGGAAUUUGGUUGUAGAGUUCAACAUAUUCGCUAGAUUUGGAAAAUCUUUGGUUGUACAAAAACAGUUAUACGUAGGUAAAUGAUCACACACACCACUGGAUUUUGUCUUUUGUGUCUGCCUGUUACAAUUGCAUGCAGAUUUAGCGUCUCUCUUAUUGGGAUUGAUAUAAUGUGGUUUCGGAGGAAAUAUGGAUUCCCGAUGUCUCGAACCCUGAAGAGCAAGAACCUCUUAAUAUAGAGGUAUUAGUAUUGCCCCAUCUUUCUUGGUACAGAGGUUUGGCAACCAAACUCAGAAAUUGAAGAAAGCAGAUGAAUCAGUAUUUAUCUUUCUGAUUGAUGUUAUAUUUAUUUGUCAAACUAACCAGAAUGUUGUAAUUUACAAGAACAGAAAUUGAUGCAGAAUUAUUCUUGGGAGAACAAAUUUGUGGAAGACCCUUAAUCUUUGUAUAUAUUGAUAUAAUGACUAAUCCAAGUCCAAUGUUUCUCUUCUUAGGCUCAA